AUGGUGUCUUCUCGGGAAUGGGAGAAUUGCACAUCGUCAAUGGAGUUUGUCCUGCUGGGAAUGGGGAAUUUGCCCUCGCUCCAGACACCACUCUUCGUCCUCUUGUUUAUGACCUACUUGGUAACGAUGGUUGGGAACAUCCUCAUUGUUGCGUUGGUGGUGGCAGACUGGCACCUGCACACCCCCAUGUACUUUUUCCUCAGCAAUCUCUCCUCGUUGGAGAUCUGCUACAGCUCCACGAUCCUGCCCCAGCUGCUGGCCAGCUUCCUGACUGGGGCCAGGACCAUCUCUGCUCAGGGCUGUAUUGUACAAUUCUAUUUUUUUGCCUCUUUUGUGGUUACCGAGUCUUAUCUGCUGGCAGUUAUGUCCUACGAUCGGUACUUGGCCAUAUGCCAGCCCCUGCUCUAUGCAAGCAUCAUGACCUGGAAGGUCUCUCUACAGCUGGCAGCAGCGUCUUGGCUAGUGGGAUUGCUAAUCUCCACAGUAGUCAUUUCUUUCAUAUCUGAGUUGAAGUUCUGUGGCCCCAAUGCAAUUAAUCACUUCUUCUGUGAUUUUAAACCAUUGCUGGAGCUUGCCUGCAGUGACACCCGGGUGGUUACAAUAGUAACUUUCUUCCUAUCUUUCCUGGAUUUAGUCUUCCCUUUCCUGUUCACAGUGGCCUCCUACAUGUGCAUCAUAGCUGCCAUCCUGAGGAUCCCGUCCAGCGUGGGCAGGCAGAAGGCCUUCUCCACCUGCUCCUCCCACCUCACUGUUGUCAAUGUUUUCUAUGGCACCCUCAUCAUUGUCUACAUGCUGCCCAGAACCCCCCAGCUGAGGCAGCUCAACAAAGUGUUCUCCUUUUCCUACACCGUCCUCACACCCCUGGUCAAUCCCCUCAUCUACAGCCUGCGGAACAGGGAGGUCAGGGAGGCCCUGAGAAAUGCACUCAGCAGAAAAGCAGGUUUCCUUGAGCAGAAAGUACUGGAUGUCAUUUACCAUGAUUCUAGCAAGGUGUUGGACACUGUCUCCACGAGUAUUCUUGAAUACAAGUUCAUCAGAGACCUGGAGGAUGCAACUCUCAUCACGUGUGUAGAUGACACUUAA
Molecule: messenger RNA, 1083 nt
Organism: Dromaius novaehollandiae (emu)
Lineage: Eukaryota; Metazoa; Chordata; Aves; Casuariiformes; Dromaiidae
Product: olfactory receptor 6B2-like
Exons: 5
Coding region: 1-1083 (360 amino acids)
Biological process (GO): G protein-coupled receptor signaling pathway
Cellular component (GO): membrane
Molecular function (GO): olfactory receptor activity; G protein-coupled receptor activity; odorant binding
Source: RefSeq, a predicted model, not a curated record